Iphiclides podalirius (scarce swallowtail) is the source of this 1362-nucleotide messenger RNA. The record is from the annotation of a GenBank genome assembly. NCBI's taxonomy places the organism in Eukaryota, Metazoa, Arthropoda, Insecta, Lepidoptera, Papilionidae.
AUGUUGAACGGAUUCAACGAUAAGGAGAAUAAUAGUUCCAGAAAAGUUAAAGAGAAUAAAAGUAAUAUGAGCGCCGGAAGUGCGACGCUAGAAAGAGAGCUGGCUAGCACCCGGCGAUUGCUAUGGGGCGAUCACGUAAAGGAGGAUGUGUUUCGGCGAUGGGCGCAAGGGUUCCAGUUCAGCGCUGACGAACCCAGCGCUCUUAUUCAACAAGAGGGUGGACCAUGUGCGGCCAUUGCCCCUGUGCAAGGCUUCCUUCUCAAGAUACUGUUGUCGGAGACUCCUGGACAUAGUUUUCAAGACUUAACAUCAGAAAAGUGCAAUUCUUUGCUUGUUAGGGCUGUGUGUAUGAUAAUAAGCCAGUGCCUAGUUACUAAGUACAAUGUGGCUGUGUACCGCAAGAACGAUUCUGAGGCAAAUACUAGCGCUGGCAACAAUGUGAGUGUAGAAGAACAAUCUUGUGAUGCAAUUGACCAUUUUCAUCGAAGAAUUGAAGUACACUCGUUCCAAACAUUAUCAGAAGUUGAGGCUUUCUACACAAGAAACAUAAGAAUUUUGAAAGACAAAUAUGGUGUUCUGCUACUUUUAUAUAGUGUCAUUCUUAGUAAAGGAGUUAGCACAGUGGAAGCUGAGCUUGCUGAACUGUCAGAUCCAUUGAUACACUCUACAUAUGGAUAUGGUUCCCAAGGACUUAUUAAUCUCAUGUUGACGGGUCGGGCAGUGGCACAUGUCUGGGAUCAUGACCAAGUUGUUGGUGGAUUGCGACUAAGAGGAAUUGAAAGGCAGAAUGAUAUAGGCUUUCUAACCAUUAUGGAGCAUAUGCAAUACUGCACAGUUGGCUCCUUUUAUAAGAACCCUAAGCAUCCUGUUUGGGUUUUGGCUUCAGAGACUCACUUGACUGUUCUGUUUUCUUUGGAACGGAGGCUGGCUGCUCCAGAAACUGCAGGGGAAUCAGCUGAACGUAUCUUUCGCUCAUUUGAUCCAGAAGGCAAUAACUUCAUACCAUCCGCUGCACUUCAGGAUGUAUUGUGUGCUGCAGACCUUGUUAGUGAACCUGAAUAUGUAGAAUUAAUGAGAAGAAAAUUAGACUCAGAGAAUCUGGGUAUCAUUCUCUUAAGUGCAUUUAUGGAUGAAUUCUUUCCGGGUUGCGAACGCGGUGCGCCAGAUACAUUUACUUUGCAUCACUACAAUGGUCUACUUCGUAGCAGUCCUGGUGGUCGAGUAGUGUACCGCACUGGUCGGGCUGCUCUGCUUGAGUGCCCAAUGCAUGCUGCUACCACUGACCCUAUGCUCACAUGUCUUCAAACUAAAUGGCCCAGCAUUGAUGUUGUCUGGGAUGAUGGGCAAUCACCCUCACUUAAC